UCCUUUCAAAUAGAAAUGGCGGCUUCUUCUUCUUCUAGAACCAGAUCCAGUGGACCAGUCUUACCUGUCACGAAUGGGUUUCAGAGAUCCAUCUCCCCUUCAGGGAGGUUUUGUUCUUCGUCGACGGCAUCUUCGUCGUCUACGGCCUUUGCAUCUUCAAGCUCUAGUUUUUCUUCCCGAUCGACUGCUUUUUUCCAUAGAUCAGCCUCUCCGACUCGUGUCAACCUCUAUGGAUCCGUUCCCCCGGCUCCAUCUGUUCGGUUCUCUAUCGAUCGAUCUCCUUCUCCAGGAAGGUCGAUUGCGGUUUCCCCUCGUGAUCAGGUCGUGAAGAAAGAAAGUAAUCCUUUGUCGGCUCCGCCUCCUCAGAGGAGAACGUGUAUGUGCUCUCCUACAACUCAUCCUGGAUCCUUUCGUUGCAGUCUCCAUAAAGGGUUCAAUGGUCAAAACCACCAUCAUUCCGGAUCGUAUCCCUCGCAUCGAUUGAACGCUCGGAGAUCUGCGAUGACGAAUUCGUUGGUUCGGAUCGGUACAGUUGAGGGCGAAUGGGUUAAGAGGGCUUUGGCAGCUUUGAUCCGACCUUCUUCUCAUCAGCAGAGGAGAAGAGCGGGUUUCCAGCCAAGGCCUAGCCGGCUUUCUAUCAUGUCGAAAGCCGAGGACUUAUGAUUCGUUGAGCAGGUUCGUUUAUUAUAUUUCUUCGAUCCUCUAUAAAUCUCUUAAAAUUGCCAGUGUUUGGGCACUGGUGAUGUAAGACACCGGCAAGGUAGCUGUUUUUUGGCCCUCUGAUGGAAAGAGAGCAUGAGGUGUGGCGUGGAGCAGCAGAUCGACUUACCGUCCGGCACCGUGAAGCUUCCCCCCUUCUUUUGUACUCCCAAGGCGGAGACUAAAAUUUCCUUUAAGCAGAGACAGGACCGACCGACUUGUAUAUAUAAUAUAUGCCAAUUUGCUGGUAAUGAUGGCUAUUCAAGGACA
Messenger RNA from Telopea speciosissima, 969 nucleotides. RefSeq lists its product as uncharacterized. The coding region runs from base 16 to 663 and encodes 215 amino acids. The record is from RefSeq and is a predicted model, not a curated record. Lineage: Eukaryota; Viridiplantae; Streptophyta; Magnoliopsida; Proteales; Proteaceae. The transcript has a single exon.